AUGCUCAAGAACUGCAGCGGGAACGGGCGGUGCAACGGGCAGACGGGGGAGUGCGACUGCUACGAGGGGUAUAGCGGGACGAGCUGCUCAGAGGGGACGGGCGGGGGCGGAGGAGGGGGAGGAGGAGUGUGCGGGAGGAACUCGUACGGAGCGAGCUGCACGGAGGAGUGCGACAUGCUCAAGAACUGCAGCGGGAACGGGCGGUGCAACGGGCAGACGGGGGAGUGCGACUGCUACGAGGGGUAUAGCGGGACGAGCUGCUCAGAGGGGACGGGCGGGGGAGGAGGAGGGGGAGGAGGAGUGUGCGGGAGGAACUCGUACGGAGCGAGCUGCACGGAGGAGUGCGACAUGCUCAAGAACUGCAGCGGGAACGGGCGGUGCAAACGGGGCUAG
Molecule: messenger RNA, 393 nt
Organism: Guillardia theta CCMP2712
Lineage: Eukaryota; Cryptophyceae; Pyrenomonadales; Geminigeraceae
Exons: 1
Coding region: 1-393 (130 amino acids)
Source: RefSeq, a predicted model, not a curated record